Molecule: messenger RNA, 2715 nt
Organism: Cercopithifilaria johnstoni
Lineage: Eukaryota; Metazoa; Nematoda; Chromadorea; Rhabditida; Onchocercidae
Source: the annotation of a GenBank genome assembly
AUGGGGCAAUGGUUUUACGAAAAGAAUCGGACGCUGAUAGUUUGCGUAACGAUGUUUCUUCUGUCAACGAAAGUGAUAUGUCUAGAACGGUGUCCUGAAGAAUGUCAUUGCCUGGAUACCCAUAUAGAUUGUAGUCGUCGAGGUUUAACCGAUAUUCCUUUUUCACUACCGUCAUGGGUGACCACACUAGAACUGCAAGGAAAUUAUAUUGAAAAAAUCUUACCUACUGCUUUCGUUGGAUUGGUCAGUCUUAUCUCUCUGGAUCUCAGCGAGAAUCAGAUCGGUGGUUUUUCACGACUUGUUUUCGCUCAUACUCCUCAGCUUGAAGCGCUCUUGCUUCGGAAGAAUCGAUUAACUUCUAUUCCGCUUGGAAUUGAGUCAUUGGCAAAUUUGCGCAAACUUGAUCUCAAAGCGAAUAACAUUUCGCAAGUUACGACUAUUGAUAUUUCACGGAUCGCGAAGAUUGACGUAGUUGAUUUGAGUCGUAAUGUUUUACGUGAUUUCCCACGUUUACACGUGUUGCAAGUUGCUAACGCAAAAGUCACAAAACUAGAUCUCAGCAAUAAUCUGUUGACAACAUUACGCUCCAAUACAUUUACAUCGCUGCAGUCACUUCGAAUUUUGAGGUUAUCACGCAACAAAAUUGAAACCAUCGAAAAAAAUGCUUUCCAUGGACUGUUUGCACUUCGGUUUUUAGACCUCAGUCGUAACCGUCUCGCAGUUUUGCAUGCACUAACGUUCAGUUCAUUGACGUCUCUUCAAAAUUUGUCACUGGCACGAAAUUUGUUGGGUACACUUGAGGAUGGAACAUUCUGGGGUUUGGAACAACUUCAGAGGUUGAAUGUUGCCGAAAAUCAGUUGAAGGCAGUCACUGGUGGUUGGCUAUAUGGGAUGCACUCGCUUACAGCUCUUGACCUGAGCUCAAACGACGUAGCAUGGAUAGAUUCGUCGGCAUGGUCUCUCUGCUCGACCCUUCAGUGGCUUGAUUUAUCUUCAAAUCGUCUUCGUACACUUCCUUCGUUGCUCUUUAAGAAGCUUUCACGUUUGAAAUAUCUUUCAUUAGCAGACAAUCAAAUCGAUACGAUCCAUCGAAAUGCGAUGCAUGAUUUAGACAAAUUAAAUUAUCUUGAUCUGUCUGGAAAUGGAUUGGCAAUGUGCGUUGAAGAUGAGUCAGUUCUUGCAAAUACCUCAUUACCAACAUUGCGGAUUCUCAAAUUUGCUUCUAAUCGAGUUCGGAUGAUUCCAGCACGUGCCUUUGAGAAUUUUCCAGCAUUACAAAAUCUAGAUUUGACGGACAAUCCUAUUGCUAGCGUGCAAAAUGGUGCUUUUGAGUCUCUACAUUUGAGACGACUUUUCAUCAAUACUUCAUCUCUUGUUUGUGAUUGUGAACUGAAAUGGUUUUCGCGCUGGCUAUUUUUGUCCAAACUGGAUCGCAAAACCGUAACAAUGUUGUGUUCCUACCCGGUAGCAUUGCGUGGUAUUGAUAUUGCUGUGAUUGAUGAUGCAAAUCUGACAUGUGUUGAUGAUUCGCCUCGUCCUCGAUUAUUGAAUCAUCCGAAUGCAUUAGUGAAAGCAUUGUUAGGAAACAGGGUCAAAUUAAAUUGUACUGGCUACGGUGCAGCACCACUGGAUAUCAAAUGGAAAGUUAUUCGUGAUGGACGGUUUCUCCUGUUAUCGCAUGAUUCGACAACCAUUUUCUUUUAUAAUCAUUCAUCAGCCAAAAAUAGCACGGUUACAGGGCUUGCAAUGGAAUAUCUUUUUAGUGAACUGCAACUUAGUGACAUUGAUUUUAGUGAUCAAGCGGAAUAUCAGUGCAUUGUACGGAAUCAUUACGGAUCGGCAUAUUCUUUAAAAAUGAAGUUAAUAGUCCUGCAAAAACCACGAAUUGAAUAUUCACCAUCAAAUAUAUCGAUUGUUCGUGGUGGCAGCGCUAGGUUAAGGUGUGCUGCACAAGGCGUUCCGCCACCAAUCAUUAAAUGGAUGAAAGAUGGUGGUGAUUUAUUUCCAGCUGCUGUGGAAAGACGUUUACAUGUGAAAGCUAAUGAUGAUAAUUUAUAUGUGGUCAAUGUGUCAUUAGCAGAUACGGGUAUUUAUACGUGUCGUGUGAGUAAUGAAGCCGGACAUGUGGAGAGUUCGGCUUACGUUCUUGUUUAUGAUAACAAAGUCUGGCCGCAACUUGAGGAUCGUAAGGUGCAUUACGGAGCGACGGUGAUUUUCAAUUGCUCAAUCAAUGAACAGUUUCGUGUAUCAGUGCAGUGGUUACGUGAUGGUCGUUUAAUUGACCCCAGUACAGCUCCUUCACGUCUAGCCUUCGAAGCUGGCAAUCAAUUGCUGGUGUUAAGUGAAGCACGAGCUUCAGACAGUGGUAUUUAUGGUUGCGAAUUUAAAGUAGGCGAUGAAGUGCUUUCACGAGUGUCCUCGACGUUAGUUGUUGAAAUCGGUGCCGAGGAGGACUGGAAUAAGAGACGUGAAGAUAUUAAUAGGAUUUCGUUUGAUAGAAGCUUGCAAUACUCAAUUGCUAUUUGCGCCGCCACCUUAGUUGUAUUAGCUGCUGGAAUAUGCUCUGUAAUCUUCCUCAUGGGAAAGCGAAAAGAGUCCAGACAGUAUUCUUCUGUAAAGAGUGAUUCGACUACAACAACUAUUGAGAAGCAGCCCACGAGUGAAAGAGAUAAUGGCGUACUGACGGAAACAACUCAAGUUUAUGUAGUUGUUUAA